UAUCCAAAGAUGAGCUAGUUUGCUUUUUACAACACAGCGACUGGAGUCGAAAGACACGACGUGAUUAUUUGUAACUGUCUAACAGUUACAACAUUGCCGAACUAGUUAAUUGUGUGUGGCCGAAUAUAAAGACAAGACUCAUUUGCUGUGUCGUUUUUUUUCUUUCUUACGGGCCACAUCACCCCUAACCCCCCACACCCUUUUAAAUCCAGAAUAUCAACACAACAACGAUGGAUGAGCUCCAUACCCACUGCCUGAACUGUGUGAACCGGAGGUGUAUGAUUCGCACAGAGACUGGUAUGUCCUGUGAUCUCAUUGGCUGUCCUCUUGUCUGUGGGGCAGUCUUCCACUCCUGUAAAGAGGAGGAGCAUCAUUUACUAUGCCCGUUUGAAAGAGUGCCUUGCCUCAACACUGGAUUUGGGUGCCCUUUCACUAUCCCCCGGAUUAAGAUGGCUAAACACCUUGAGACGUGCCCGGCCAGUGUGGUGUGUUGCACCAUGGAGUGGAACCGUUGGCCUGUGAGCUAUUCAGACCGGAAGUCCUAUGAGCAUUUGAGCAAUGUUGAAGUGGUGGAGCAGCUAGACAUGGCCCUGGCUCUGCAAGAUCAGAGGAUGCUACUGGAGUCUCUUAGAGUCACCACCAACACGUCAAAGAACAGAUCUAGUAAAUCGGCUGAGGAAACAUGUUACAAGAUCGCUGAUGUAAUGUCAAGUGUACCAGAGACUGACAUUAGUAAUGGAACCGUUGAAAUGGAUGAGGCUGCUGCUUUGACUAAUGGAGUGGUUGAAAUGGAUGAGGCUGCUGCUUUGACUAAUGGAGUGGUUGAAAUGGAUGAGGCUGCUGCUUUGACUAAUGGAGUGGUUGAAAUGGAUGAGGCUGCUGCUUUGACUAAUGGAGUGGUUGAAAUGGAAGAUGAUGAUGAGUCUUAUAGUGAGGUACACAAAAUAAAGUUAGCGGCUACCUUGGCCGUCCUCAGAAGUGCCAAGGACAUAGACUUGAUCAGUGUAAAUGUUGAAAACGGUGAGAGAGAAGGGGUUCUCCAUAGGGAAGAGGACAGUGAUAAUGAUAAUCAUAAUGAUUUGAAGAAUGUAGAGAUGAAGGCAAGUGACACAGAGUCGGGCUGUGAGCUCGGAGCAGUGGGCGGAGUGGACUGUGGAUUUGGAACAGACGGGCAGGGAGACGAGAGCUAUUGGAUAGAGUCUCCAGAGGAAGUGGAGAAGGACCAUGUGAUGGGUCUUGCUGAGGUGGGUUGUCCUCCUCUCAGUAAUGGUUUCAAGCAUGAAGGAGACAACCAAAAUCGCUUGAGACAGCGUGAGUGGAUGGAUCUGAGCAGAUCUCCACCCAGACGCUCUGAAGUCAACAGGUUUUCAGACUUCAGGCUGGUGAUGCCUUAUCUCUCCAUGCCUAAUAUAGUAGCACCCCUGGAGACCUCUGGGCCCCACCCUCCACCACUACCCAUCCACUUGCCUCUUCCCAUGCCUCUCCCAAAUCUGGAGCCCUACAAUGUGCUCCAGCAUCUGCCCUUGGAGAUAGAAGACAGGUGGCUGGAGAGGAAACUUCAGAACCUCCAGGUGCUCAGGGGGAUGAGUGUGUUUACAUUUAACGGGCGCAGGGCUCUGAUGUCUGACCCCUAUCUGUUCAGAGCCAAAAUGGAGGACAAGUCAGUGGACACCUCAGACCUGGAGGUAACUGACGAUCCAUUGGGGCUCCAUGGAAUCGACCUGAUCACGGCAGCACUGCUCUUCUGUCUGGGGGACUCCCCUGGGGGCCGCAGCAUCUCAGACAGCAGGUUUGUAGACGGCUACCACGUCGACUUUGGUACCCAGACUUUCUCCUUCCCCUCGGCAAUACUGGCCACUAACACCAUGGUGGGGGAUAUCGCCUCAGCGUCGGCCUGUGAUCACGCCAGCCCUCAGCUCUCCAACCCCAGCCCCUUCCACUCUCUCCGGCUGGACCUGGUUCUGGAGUGCGUGGCCCGUUACCAGACCAAGCAGCGCACCAUGUUCACCUUCGUGUGUGGACAGCUGUUCCGCAGGGACGAGUUCUCUUCGCAUUUCAAAAACGUUCACGGGGACAUCCACGCCGGCCUGAACGGCUGGCUGGAGCACCGCUGUCCCCUGGCCUACUACGGCUGCACCUACUCCCAGAGACGCUUCUGUCCCUCUGUUCAGGGCUCCAGGAUCAUCCAUGACAGACACCUGGGCUCGUUUGGGGUGCGGCCCGACAUGCCUCCCCAGAACGGCGAUAAAACCCUCCCCAGGAAUGCCUGUCGGUUCGGGUCCACCUGCGACCACCUGAGCUCCUUGCCCUUUGAGCUGCAACAGUAUGUGGCCAGUUUCCUGGAUGGCUUCAGCCUGUGCCAGUUUUCCAGGGUCUCUCGGACAAUGAGGGAUGUGUGUGGCAGUUUACUGCAGUCCAGAGGCAUGGUGGUGCUGCUCUGGGAGAACACACGAAGGCCUGAUGGGUCAUCCUCAUGGCAGAUCCAAAACAAGGUGUGGCGAUUUAGCACAGCCUUCGGUACAGUGAAGGAGUGGAAGUUUGCCAACAUCACCAGUAUGGCCGACCAUCUGAAGAAGUGCAAGUUUAACACCAUCACCUGUCGGGACGAGGCCAUCCCUCUGCCCUGCAUGUGCUUAUCCAGAGAGCUCACCAAAGAGGGACGCUCACUGCGCUCAGUCCUCAAGCCGGUAUUAUGAGUAACUCUAUAAAAGGGUUGGAGUCCAUGGGUAUUAAAAGUAGUGCACUAUGUAAGCGUUAGGGUACUAUUAUGGACGUAGGUCAUUUCAAUCAAUUCAUUAAGUUCUUACAGAAGUACUCCCAGAAUUCACUGAAUUGAAAUGCACUUCAACCCUGCUCUAUGAUAAGCAAAUACAAAAUGCUGCUAUCGUUCUCUUCCGGUCUUGACAGGAAAAAAAACUGAAUUGUUUUCAACCUAUUUGAUAUGCAUACACACGGAGUGGACAAAACCUGCUCUUUCCAUGAUCGACUGACCAGGUGUAUCCAGGUAAAAGCUGUGAUCCCUUAUUGAUGUCACCUGUUAAAUCCUCUUCAAUCAGUGUAGAUGAAGGGGAGGAGACAGGUGAAAGAAUAAUUUUUAAGCCUUGAGACAUGGAUUGUGUAUGUGUGUCAUUCAGAGGGUGAAAGGGGCAAGACAAAAGAUUAAAGUGCCUUUGAAUGGGGUAUGGUAGUAGGUGCCAGGCGCACCGGUAUGAUUGUGUCAAGAACUGCAGCGCUGCUGGGUUUUUCACACUCAACAGUUUCCUGUGUGUAUCAAUAAUGGUCCACCACCCAAAGGACAUCCAGCCGACUUGACACAACUGUGGGAAGCAUUGGAGUCAACAUUGGCCAGCAUCCCUGUGGAACACUUUUGACACGUUGUAGAGUCCAUGUCCCGAUGAAUUGACUGUUCUUGGGGACGGCGCAACGCAACUCAAUAUUAUGAAGGUGUUCUUAAUGUUUUGUGCACUGUAUAUACUCUUGUUACCAAUGUACUGAAUAGAUUAUUUAACUUUUACAUACUCUGUCAAUGUGUAAAUAAAAAAUAUUUUUGACAUUACAUUUUCUAUUUUUAUAAGAUAACGAAGUUCGUACUGUGCCGCAUUGACAACAAAAGAAAAUGGAGCCUUAACCUAUGAUAAAGACUUGAUUUCUGGUCAUGGGAGGGAUCUGAUGGGGAUUUUUAAUGAGUAGAUUCCUCAUUGUCCCCCGGCUAGAGCGAUUUACAACAUCUUGCACGGUUUUAUAUACUUAGGGUGAUCAUGAUUUUUGUUGAGUUUGAGUCAGCGGAUCAUGCCAUUUACUGUUGAGUCAGCGGAUCAUGCCAGUUACUGUUGAGUCAGCGGAUCAUGCCAGUUACUGUUGAGUCAGCGGAUCAUGCCAGUUACUGUUGAGUCAGCGGAUCAUGCCAUUUACUGUUGAGUCAGCGGAUCAUGCCAUUUACUGUUGAGUCAGCGGAUCAUGCCAUUUACUUUUGAGUCAGCGGAUCAUGCCAUUUACUUUUGAGUCAGCGGACCAUGUUAAGAUAUUGUCAGUGUAGCUAUUUAAUGCCGGGAUUCAAUCCGAUCACGCUUGUAGACAACGCAGAUUUUAAAGGUAAACUUGGCAGAUGUCAGCUCAAUUAUUUGAAAUUACCUUUUAAAAGUAGGUCAGAAUGAAUCCCGGUCUAAUUCAACCUCCAUCAGUAUCAGGCUGGACAACAAUGUUGACUGUUUGAGUUAAGGGUGAUUGGUUGUCUUUCUGUAUCAAAUCUCCUGUUCCUCAUUUGAGAACAAUGUUACUUCUGUGAAAACCAUUUGUGUGAAUACUUGUUAUAGAUCAGUGACUCCUGCAGGUCCGGGAACGUUGGCAUAACGUUCCGAUCAUUUAGAGUUGUUCUGUAUGGAAACUGAUCAUCAUUCAAUCAUGGGCAUGUCUAUAAGUUAUCAUAUUAGUGUUUUUAUCUUUGUAUUUUCCUCUUGGCUCUACGUAGUCACUGUGUUCAGAAGUUGCCUGCUGUGUCUCAGGGUUUGUAAAACAUGGUUGCCUUCCAAAUGGCACCCUAUGAACUAUAUAGUGUUCUAAUUUUGACGCUCUGGGGUCAACAGUAGUGCACUGUAUAGAGAUUAUGGUGCCAUUUGGGUAGUUGCCAUGAAACUGCAUCAAUAGUGCUGGCCAUUACUUGUGCUGUAUUGCCUGAUUGACACUAUAGGGCCGAACCAAACCGGACUCUGUAGUGUGAAUCUGGUUUAUGUGUAGAAGAUGCACUAAUCUACCAGUCUUCACUUGGAACAGUCACUUUGUUGUCAUGGUUAUAGAGUGUGGUUAGUUCUAGGACAGAUACACCGUUCAGUAUUACUGAUGUUUUAUUACAGUGUUGGUACUGAAACAUUCAAUUCCAUGUCCUCAAAACAUCAAUAACCUAUCCAUCAUUUGACAUGAUUUUCUCCGGUUUGAAUAUUAGUUGAAAAUAUGUUUGGGUUUGGAAGUGGAGUGCAAUAUUUAAUUAAUCAGUCUUAAAGAUGGUGUUAAUGAAAUUAAGGCCUGGAUUCAAUCCGAUCGCAGCUUGAAGAAAAUGUGGCUUUAAAAGACAAUCUUCCAGUGUUUACGGAGAUCUCAUUCACAGUAAACGCUGUAUAAUUCGGUUCAUUUGGAAAUGACCUUUAAAUGACUCUUUGUCGGCGAAGCACAAUCGAAUUGAAUCGCGCCUUAGUUCAUGGGUUUAAGAUUGGGUUGUAAACGGCUUUGGAUCUUAAGAGCAGUUUGCAUCUGUUCUUUUUAAAAGGAAGUACAUAUUUAUUUUACUUCAAGUUCUUCUCUGAAUCCCUGUACUGUUUGUUCUUCCCUGAGUGUUUUAUUACAUUUUGGGGGGAAAGACCAGUGCAAACAUGGCAUUAGGAUGAACACCCCGGAUGAAUAGUUUGAAACAUUUUGAUAUGUUGAAAUAAUCUACGCUUGUUUGGUUUGAUACACAUUUUGAUAUGGUGAAAUAAUCCACGCUUGUUUGGCUUGAUACACAUUUUGAUAUGGUGAAAUAAUCUACGCUUGUUUGGCUUGAUACACAUUUUGAUAUGGUGAAAUAAUCCACGCUUGUUUGGCUUGAUACACAUUUUGAUAUGGUGAAAUAAUCCACGCUUGUUUGGUUUGAUACACAUUUUGAUAUGGUGAAAUAAUCCACGCUUGUUUGGUUUGAUACACAUUUUGAUAUGGUGAAAUAAUCUACGCUUGUUUGGUUUGAUACACAUUUUGAUAUGGUGAAAUAAUCCACGCUUGUUUGGUUUGAUACACAUUUUGUACGUGUUUAGUAUUCUUCCUGUUCGAUUCUUCCGGUCCGGUUCGAUUGUCAUUGGGUCUCGGGUCAAUUUAACUACAGCUGAUAGAUCCGAAUGGACACAACCACGGCUCUGCAUAGAAAAAAACAUUUCUUAAAAACAUAUUCUAAAACAUAUUUAUUUUAUGCUAAUAUGGUGAAUUUAUUGAUUUAUAGAAGGCCUAGACAACAUAUAGUAUAAAGACUUAUUCAUUAACCAGAAGUGCAACUUGGCUGAUCACUUGGGUCCAAUCAGGUCUGUUCUAGUAUUGGUCUAUGUCUGGUUGUACUCAGGUCUGAUUUUAACCUAUUGAUCAUCCCCACAUUAUAUCUUUGGCCCAGAUCUGUUUGAUGCUUAGACAAGUCUGAUGGUCGUUGAUGACCAAUGACUAGGAGUUGGCAAAACAGCACAAACAGAUCUGGGACCAGGCUAGACAUGUUUCUGCUCGAGUCCGAUUUAUUUCCCCUUUUUUUCUGCAUGUGAGUGAAGAGAUUAACCGUCAUUCUUAAAAACAUGAAUUAUCCAUAAAAUGCAAGGUUAUUUUUCCCACUACAAUAACCUUUCUAACGGUUGUGUGUGUGCCUCUAUACAAUGGGAUUAUCUGUAUUUGACUACAUUUGAUGGUAGUAUUUGCAACAAUGAAAUGACAGCUUUAAACAAGAGGCUACAUUUCUGUAGUGUUAAAUUAACAUUUGACAAUAAACCGCAUUGUAAUCUGGCAGUGUAAUUUAGUUUGAAACUUUUCUUCAACAAUUUAUGUUAUAAAGAGGUGAUUAUUUAUGUAUGGCCCAGUUUACAAAACUCUAGUUAAAUAACACAUUGUUGAAAAAAGGUUUGAGAUUAAAUCAUACUGCCAGAUGACAAUGAAGUUUAUGGUACAUUUUGCACUUAAAGCUAGAAUCCUUACUUGAAACAAUAACAAAGGGUCAAAAGCUGAGGGGUGAACCUGGAGAAAUGUAACUGCUCAAAUAGACAGAUCUAUGGAUGCAAGGACUGCCCAUCCAUGGUAUCAAAAUGAUAGUUUUAACCAUGUUUUGAGGCUAUACAGUGUUUGUUUACAUUUAUAUUGUUUACAAACACUUGAGUAAAACAAGCUUAUAUUUGGGGUUCUAAUGGGGAAUGACAGCUGAACUAAUAAAUUAAUGAGGCAUUUAUAAGUUGUGUUAUUCAAGAAUCAAUGGAUAUCAUUAAAAAUUGAUGUAGCAUCUAAGGAUUCUGGCUUUAACGCGUUACUUUUGCUAUACGAAAAAGUUUUCCCGCGGUGUCUUACUGUUUUACAUGUUUUGUUCAGUUUGUUUUACCGGCCCUGGUGUAAAAAGCUCCUUCACAUUACUGUGUAUCAUCAACAGCAUUUUCAUCACCAAUAAAAGUUAUUCUUUACUUGCUACAACAUGGUUUAAAUAUCUUCUACGAGAACAGCAUCAUGUUGACUGAUGGUC
Oncorhynchus masou masou (cherry salmon) is the source of this 7225-nucleotide messenger RNA. Its product is annotated as F-box only protein 30-like. The transcript is spliced from 3 exons. Gene Ontology annotation, molecular function: zinc ion binding; protein binding; ubiquitin protein ligase activity. Bases 231 to 2696 code for a protein of 821 amino acids. The record is from RefSeq and is a predicted model, not a curated record. Lineage: Eukaryota; Metazoa; Chordata; Actinopteri; Salmoniformes; Salmonidae.